Psylliodes chrysocephalus is the source of this 1657-nucleotide messenger RNA. The record is from the annotation of a GenBank genome assembly. NCBI's taxonomy places the organism in Eukaryota, Metazoa, Arthropoda, Insecta, Coleoptera, Chrysomelidae.
AUUUUUUUGAUAAAUAAAUAAAUAAUAUAAAUAUUUACCAGAAACGGAAACCCAAGAUUAAAGAUUAGUUUUUCCAUAAUCAUUAUUAUCUGUAAUUAUUUAAUAUGGAACCAAGAGAGACAUCGGAACUCCAGCAAUUGGUCUCUAGUGAUGCCGAAAAUGAUGAUAGUAUAAUUCAAGAUGAAACUGAAGGAAAAAUUGUAUCACCAGUGAAAAGCAGUAAAGUGAUAUCAUCCUCUGGUAAUACAAGUAGGAGUUCUAUAGUUCAUGGGCGAAAGGGCCAAACUGGGAUUACUGGUUCAAAAAUUACUUUUGUAAAUGAAAGAAAAAUAAGAGAGGGUAAUAAAAAUCCCACGGUUAGAGCUAGAAAUCCCCAUAAAGUAGAUAACACAGGUAAUUCCAAUACUAGACACCAUUCUUUUAUCUCUCAAGUUCCCGAUGUGAGGCAUAUGGAACGAGCUCUGUUAGGGCUGCUAGCUGACUUCCAUUCUGGCAAAUUACGUGCAUUCGGAAGUGGUUGCACCAUGGAACAGAUGACCAACAUCAGGGAGCAGCAAGAAAAACUUGCAAAAUUACAUUUUGAUUUAGCUUCUGCAACGGUACCUAGUCUAAAUGAAGAAGACAUCCAAAGUUCCCAAAAUACCAUGAGUCAACUUAUACAGAGAUUAGAGCAAUUGAGUGUUUCUAUUGAAGGAUUGCAUAAUAAUUCCAAUAAAUAGAAAAGCUAUUUUUUGAGUUAGUUAAAGUAAAUUGUAAGAUUUUUAAUUAAAGAUUACUAAAAGAUUCAAGAAAUAUUAAUUAAACUGCUCUCAAUUUAAUUUAUUAAACUUUUUAACCUUGGUCAAAACCAUCUUUGAAUGAAAAUCGAAGUUCUGGUAAAGAUGCUCAAGAUCUUCAGUCAUGCACUGGAAUUUAGAUGUUGACAGUAACAAAUCCAUAAAUAUACAAUGCAAUGGUUAUAAAUAUGUACCUUAAACUUUGGUUUAAAAGUAUCAAAUUAUUUUCAAUGUUUAAAUUAAUACAAUAUUAAAAACAAUAGAAAUAAAUAAAGUUAGUGAAUAUAUCUAUGACAUCUAUUUUUAUAAGUCUACUGUCACUGUCAUUGGGACACAAAUACUUCAGUACUAAUAUAGUGAAUUAGUGAAAUGAAUACACAGGAUGGAUUAUAAUGCCUAAGAAAUUGCAAAUGAUUAGAUAGGUAUGUUAUUUGAAUAAAAUUCGUACUUAAUAAAAUUAUAAAGGCCUUUUACAAUUCAUACGUCUAUUUAUUUAGCUAUUUACCUCUACUUUGAUAAUUGUGAACAUAGUUUAAUUUCUCCUAAGAUAAUGAAUAAAUAAAAAUUUUAAAUAAUGAGGUUAUAUUAAUUUUUGAACAGAUGUUAUUUUAUGAAAUGAAGUAAUGUUAAAGUAUUCAAUAUAUUAUAAUUAUUUGUAAAUAAGUAUGCAUGUUUUAUUUUGUUAUAAACUUUUAUUUCAUAAUAAAUACAUGUUCGUUAGUAUUUUUGUCUUUAAUAUAAGAAUUUUCACAAUCUUUUUUAUUAAAUUAUAUUUUUUUUAAUGCAUAUAUUGGCGCCUUAACAAAAAUUGCUUUGAUGUCAAUCUCAUCUUUAUUCUAUCUUCUUGUUUGUUGUUGCGGAAGUGGAUCAGUUCUACGCCG